Molecule: messenger RNA, 234 nt
Organism: Paramuricea clavata
Lineage: Eukaryota; Metazoa; Cnidaria; Anthozoa; Malacalcyonacea; Plexauridae
Source: the annotation of a GenBank genome assembly
CUGACUUGGUGUAUUUCCUCGAUGUUUCUAGGCACAGGCGCAUCGUGUAUCUAUCCACUGCUCGGAGCGAAGAUUAAUGGUUGGAAAUUCUGUGCUUCAGAAGUGGACGAGGUGUCUUAUCGUUUUGCUUGUGAGAAUGUGAAGAGAAAUGAAUUGGAGGAAAAUAUACAAGGUAUUAUUUCAUUUUCUUACAUCUGUUGUGUGCAAGUGAUUUCGUCUGAUUAAUGUAUAUCC